UCUUCUCACACCCUCUUUUCGGAAGGCACGUCAUCGGUGGCAUCCACGCGCUGUGGUCGUUUUCACCCUCUCCGGGAAAAGGUUUUCACCGUGGUUGAGCUUGAAGCGUGGACAUUGCCAGAAGAACUUAUUUCGUACUUUGCUUUAAAUGAACACAAAAUAAUACUGUAGCGACGGGUAUAUUGUGUUGCUCCUAGCUGUGGUUUUGGUAUGUGAGCUAUAGGGGGCAGUCGGGUUCAGCAUGUUGUGUGGAGCAAGCGUUUUGGUGAAAAGGGCGUAGAUUAAGAAGGUUAAGGAAGUGUUGCUGUUUUACACACAUGUGUAGCUAAGGCUCCUGCAUUUGUAAGUGCUUUCCGAUCUGUGAAAAUAAAUGGCCGACUGAAUGCCGCCAUCCUGACGUGUAGUUAUUCAGCCGUCAUUACAAUACUUUUCAAAUGAUUCCAUAAUUUUUUACCGGCUCAAACUGUCAUCCAAGUAAGAGAAGUCUAUAAUGAAACGAAUUGAAAGUAUUCAACUACUUACCCCUGCCUUUGCGGCAAUUUUGGUACCCGUCAGUAUCAACUUGAAAAGACCUUCAUUCCCAUGCUGCGUGUAUGUACCGUUUGACCACAGUGGUAUAUAAAUGCUACAAAAGCCAUGCACUGAUUUUAAAUGCUGUAAGCUAUUUUACCGAGGCACACGAUUCCUUGGAUGGCCUUUUGAUUAACGUUUGUUGUAAAUAAAUGCAUGCAUGUUGUGUGUCGAUCACCAUUCGGGUAAAUAUGGGACACCAAGUGCAUGUAAUGUCGCCCCCUGCCGGCCGUGAGAAAUUACAUUUCUUUUCCCCUUUUCUGCGAUUUCAAACAAUACAGGUUGCAAUGAAAGUGAGUGAGAUGCGAGUAAGAUACACAAUAUCGACCUUGAAUUUACGUGUUUUGUGUUUAACUCUCAAUCAUAUUUGUUUAUUGACUCUACCUGCAGUAGGGGUGCACAUUUUGGAAUGAUCCGAUACCAAGUUAAUAAGGCACAGCAGUGCUGAUAGCCUUUUUGGAUUUGUUGAUCAUGACUAUAAUCAGAGUAAAAACACUGUACAAUGAUUUUAGAAAUAUCAACAAAUCUAAUAUAAUUUAACAAUGUAUAAAUACAACUAUAAGACAAGGAAACAAUAUCAACAAAAUCAUAAAAAUAAUUCCUUUUAAUACCGAAUACAAAUAAAGCAAAAUAAAAUAAAUAAUAAAAUAAAGCAGAAUAAAGUCAAUAGUGCAAAAUAAGUAAAAAACAAAACAAAAACAAAAACAAGCAAAACUGUUUAACUCUCAUUCAAAUCGUUUCGCUUAUAUAACAAUAUCAAGAGAUACUUGUGAAAAUAAGCAUAGAAGGGAACAGAAAAAUAUCAAUCACGCUCUAGUAUCGAUCCGAUGCUGAAACUAUGCUCGGAAUCGACACUACGCUGUUUGUUAUCAUAGUCACGUGAUUAGUUGCUAUGGAAAGGCUGAAGUCACUGUGCAAUACCCCCCAUAAUGAUUCCUUAAGUAGAAAUGUGUCUUCUUAUGGGUUAAAACAUUGUUUAAUAGAAGAAAGUUUAAUAGAAGAAUGAUUUAUAUCGAUGUUUUGAUCUAGAUAUGGUGAGUCAAACCCUAUCAACAAUGUCUAUUCGCCGUCCUCGCGACGCGAGCGGUGGGGAGUUUCCGCACUUUCGCCACACAAGUUUUCUUACACAUGCACGGCAGUUUGGUCGUGAGUGUGUGUGUGUUUUAGCUGGUGUCAGAGCAGUCGUCUAAAUGGAGGCGCAAACGUUUCUUUACGAUGUCCCCCCGUUGGUCAUUGAACAAUUCUGUCAACUAAUGGACAUUGGAUGUUGCCGCUAUGGAUGGCGCGGACUCGCGGCCCGAAUCUGCCCGAGCUUCUCUGAGGUUCGCGUGUUUGAGCGUAUGGAGGAAGUGGGUCGCAGUCCCACCAAGGAGCUGCUGUGGUCCUGGGCCCAGCAGAACUCACGAGUGCAGGACCUGCUUUGGGUACUGCAGGACAUGGGCCACCAUCGGGCCUUGCAGCUCUUCCUUGGUCCCUUCCAUCCAGUCACAGAAAGGCCUUUGCCCCUUAUCAAUGAAUGUGUGCCCGCAGCUGACAUGAAGGAGUCAGGCAAGUUGGAGAUGAGUCAUUCUCAGGAAGCAUUCAUUCAAAGGGCCCAACAGCCACAAAUCACUUUGCAAAACAUCCUCAAAGGAACCAGCGACUUUCACCACGAAGCCAGAAUUUCGGUGGGCACCUUCUCUGACGUCUACCGGGCACGGGUGGGAGGCACAACAUUUGCAGUGAAGCUUUUCAAACAGGUAAACAACACAUCCUGGAAGAAGCUAUGGGAUAUUUUCAGGAAAGAAAUGGAAGUCCUUGGAUUUGUGGUGAUGUUUUCCAGGUGCCGACAUCCAAACAUUUUAGAGUUGUUGGGUUGUUUUUCUGACGAGAGACGCUACUGUCUGGUCUAUCCAUACAUGCCCAAUGGAUCGCUCUUCCGCAGACUCCAUCAUCAGGACGGCGUGCCUCCUCUUUCCUGGGAGGAACGUCUCAGCAUCAUAAAGGGGAUCGCAAAGGCCCUGCAUCAUCUCCAUGAAUCUCAACCAUGUGCGGUAAUCUGUGGGAAUCUCUCCAGUUCCAACAUACUCUUGGAUAAAGACAUGCAACCCAAGCUGUCAGAUUUCAGCUCGGCUCGACUCCGCCCUCAUCCGGCUGGCCAAAGCCAUACCGUCACCCUGCAUACGAGUUGCCACGGCAACCUGGAUUACCUCCCCGAGGAGUACAUCCGACAUGGCAAACUCUCCUGCAGCCUGGAUGUGUACAGCUUCGGAAUGGUUGUAAUGGAAACAAUAACAGGACGUAAAGUCGUAGAGGAGGUGCCCAAACGUACGCAGCUGAGGUCUCUGCUGGUCUCUGAAGUGGAGGACAGUGGUGCCGGCGUAGAUGCUUGUCUGCAGUUCUUGGAUACAUCAGCUGGUCAGUGGCCAUCUUCUGUGACACACAGCCUUCUGGAUCUUUCCUUGCGUUGCACUGCUAGUCACCAACGUGACAGACCCAUCAUGGAGAAUGUUCUUCAGACAUUGAGUCAGCUGCUUCCACCGCCAAGCUGCUCCUCUUUGGAACAACCUCACAGUCUGGACGAUGGAGCCAAUAUCCAUAUCCAGCACAUACCCAGCUUACCUGUGGAGCACGACGAACAGUGCGGCCUCCCCACCUCUCCAGCACAGACGGGGCCGUGCGAAUGCAGCCAGUCAGAGGUGACAUAUCUAAGUGUCGCUGAGGCAGAUCAUGUAGACGCGUCAACCGGGGAUCGGAACAAAAGCUGGCCGGUGCAGUGCAGCUGCCAAGCUGCAACAGGCGAUCUCUGCGAGGACUGCGUGGCAAACAGUAUUGCCAACACAUAUACACAGUUCUCAGGGUAACGGUCCAUUGUUUCAUCACCUGUGUUUUAUUCAUGGACUGAGACUUGCUCUUCUGGACACAGAGAAAGGCCACUAUGUGGGAGCCGAUUUGUUUUUUUUCCUCGUCUUGUCAUUGGUCAAGGUGUGUGGCGGCGUCUCUAUGUCCACACCGAGCAGAAGCAGGGGCGGGGUUAGACAGUUGUGGUGCUUUUAGAGCCGAUUCGUUCAUGAGAAAUUAGCAUGACGAGAUUUGACCUACAGUAUUUUGAGCUAAUUUGUCUAUUGAGAUUGGUCUUUGUUUUGUGUUUUAUAACAUUAUAUUGUAUUUUUGUAGCUGUUCAUUGAGGUUUAAACAAUCAGUUUAAAUAAUAAAUAUUUGAUAUCAUGUAUUUUUUACAUUAGUAAUUCAUUUCACACAAUACACAUAAUUUGGUAAUAAAUUCAAUUAAGACAACAACAAAAAAUCUGAGGAGCCACUUGUGAGACAAAAAGUCGGCUCUUUUUAGAGAGCUGAGCCAAAAGAACUGGCGCUCUCAAAAGAGCCGAAAUUUCCAUCACUACAGAAAUAGUGUGUCGUCUUAUUGUUUUU
Messenger RNA from Dunckerocampus dactyliophorus (ringed pipefish), 3981 nucleotides. RefSeq names its product interleukin-1 receptor-associated kinase 3 (gene irak3). The record is from RefSeq and is a predicted model, not a curated record. Lineage: Eukaryota; Metazoa; Chordata; Actinopteri; Syngnathiformes; Syngnathidae. Gene Ontology annotation, molecular function: protein binding; protein kinase activity; ATP binding. Bases 1761 to 3413 code for a protein of 550 amino acids. The transcript has 13 exons. Gene Ontology annotation, biological process: protein phosphorylation; signal transduction.